Coregonus clupeaformis (lake whitefish) is the source of this 972-nucleotide messenger RNA. Its product is annotated as histidine-rich glycoprotein-like. Gene Ontology annotation, molecular function: transferase activity. Lineage: Eukaryota; Metazoa; Chordata; Actinopteri; Salmoniformes; Salmonidae. The transcript has 3 exons. The record is from RefSeq and is a predicted model, not a curated record. Bases 1 to 972 code for a protein of 323 amino acids.
AUGGUGCCCAAAUCGGUGGACAUCGGUGGACGUGUGAGCAUCGGUGGACGUGUGAGCAUCGGUGGACGUGUGAGCAUCGGUGGACGUGUGAGCAUCGGUGGACGUGUGAGCAUCGGUGAGGGAGUCACAGACCACUAUCACCACGACCCCUCAGCCAACACAGACCACUAUCACCACGACCCCUCAGCCAACACAGACCACUAUCACCACGACCCCUCAGCCAACACAGACCACUAUCACCACGACCCCUCAGCCAACACAGACCACUAUCGCCAUGACCCCUCAGCCAACACAGACCACUAUCACCACGACCCCUCAGCCAACACAGACCACUAUCACCACGACCCCUCAGCCAACACAGACCACUAUCACCACGACCCCUCAGCCAACACAGACCACUAUCACCACGACCCCUCAGCCAACACAGACCACUAUCACUACGACCCCUCAGCCAAGACAGACCACUAUCACCUCGACCCCUCAGCCAACACAGACCACUAUCACCUCGACCCCUCAGCCAACACAGAUCACUAUCACCACGACCCCUCAGCCAACACAGACCACUAUCGGCACGACCCCUCAGCCAACACAGACCACUAUCACCACAGCCCCUCAACCAACACAGACCACUAUCACCACGACCCCUCAGCCAAGACAGACCACUAUCACCACGACCCCUCAGCCAACACAGACCACUAUCGGCACGACCCCUCAGCCAACACAGACCACUAUCGCCACGACCCCUCAGCCAACACAGACCACUAUCACCACGACCCCUCAGCCAACACAGACCACUAUCGGCACGACCCCUCAGCCAACACAGACCACUAUCGCCACGACCCCUCAGCCAACACAGACCACUAUCACCACGACCCCUCAGCCAACACAGACCACUAUCACCACAGCCCCUCAGCCAACACAACUAAUUUCCAUAACCGUUCACACACCACAGAGAUCUUUGUGACUGAUUAG